UCCCUCACAAAAAACUAUUAACGGAUCCAUCCUCAUUGCCCUUUUCCCACUCCCUCCUAUAAAUACCCACCAAAACCAAAACCCUUCCUCACUCGUUCAUUAACUCACCAAAUCCCCAAUUCAGAUUUUUGAAUUCAAGUCUUGGAAAAUGUCUGGGCGUGGAAAGGGAGGCAAGGGUCUGGGAAAAGGAGGAGCGAAACGGCAUCGUAAGGUGCUUCGCGAUAACAUCCAGGGAAUCACCAAGCCCGCUAUUCGCCGAUUGGCUCGCAGGGGUGGAGUGAAGCGUAUCAGCGGUCUGAUCUACGAGGAGACACGUGGCGUCCUCAAGAUCUUCUUGGAGAACGUGAUUCGCGACGCCGUGACCUACACUGAGCACGCAAGGAGGAAGACCGUGACGGCCAUGGACGUCGUCUAUGCCUUGAAGAGGCAAGGAAGGACUCUCUACGGGUUUGGGGGUUAGGGGGUUUUGUGUUUUGUGUUUGGUAUGGGACUUUGGGAACAAGUCUUGCUGUCAAGAAAGUCCGAUGGUGGUGGUGGUGGUGUUUUUUGUUUUGUAAUUAGAGGUGGUUCUAUUUCAAAUAUGUGGGUUUUUAGGGUUUGGUUUUAGGUUUAUUAGAUUUAGUUCUACUUGUUUGUGAUUCAAACUCUGAAUUGCAAGUUAUGAAGAUUUAAUGCAAACUAGUUUUUGUUAAA
This is a messenger RNA of Quercus robur (English oak), 693 nucleotides long. RefSeq names its product histone H4. Bases 149 to 460 code for a protein of 103 amino acids. The transcript has 2 exons. Gene Ontology annotation, cellular component: nucleosome. Lineage: Eukaryota; Viridiplantae; Streptophyta; Magnoliopsida; Fagales; Fagaceae. Gene Ontology annotation, biological process: nucleosome assembly. Gene Ontology annotation, molecular function: structural constituent of chromatin; DNA binding; protein heterodimerization activity. The record is from RefSeq and is a predicted model, not a curated record.